This is a messenger RNA of Opisthorchis viverrini, 267 nucleotides long. RefSeq lists its product as hypothetical. The transcript is spliced from 3 exons. The coding region runs from base 1 to 267 and encodes 88 amino acids. NCBI's taxonomy places the organism in Eukaryota, Metazoa, Platyhelminthes, Trematoda, Opisthorchiida, Opisthorchiidae. The record is from RefSeq and is a predicted model, not a curated record.
AUGGAGAAAGAACUGGUUGCAUUCGAAUCGGAUUCGGAUAUUAUGCUUUUUAUAUCCACAGCACUGUCUACGCGACUUUGUUUGGCGACCAGCCCCCUGACGGGUCCGGGUGGAGAUGAUGAGGAUUUGGGAACGUUUCAUGCCGUAGGAUUCCAUUAUAAGGAUGAUGAACUCAUUCAACUUGCCUUUCUACAAAAGUGGAAUGGGGAGGGAAAGAAGAAAAUGCGUGACUGUAACAAACAGAAUGACACGGCUGUACAGCUGUGA